This is a messenger RNA of Aspergillus homomorphus CBS 101889, 2094 nucleotides long. RefSeq names its product bifunctional terpene synthase/polyprenyl synthetase family protein. Gene Ontology annotation, biological process: isoprenoid biosynthetic process. NCBI's taxonomy places the organism in Eukaryota, Fungi, Ascomycota, Eurotiomycetes, Eurotiales, Aspergillaceae. Gene Ontology annotation, molecular function: prenyltransferase activity. The transcript has 9 exons. The record is from RefSeq and is a predicted model, not a curated record. The coding region runs from base 1 to 2094 and encodes 697 amino acids.
AUGCAACCUAUAGCCUCUAUCCCCGAAGAAGACCGGUUUUCUGUUCUGGUGCCGCGCGCGACCCCUGACCUCCACGGUUUUUGCCACGGAUACCCGUUGCGGCGGCAUACACUGGAACACAAGGCCAACGAAGGGUCGCUCCAACUGCGCGCCGACUGGGAGAAGUACAUCGGGCCCAUCGAGCGAUGGGGUUCGUGCAAUCCCUGGGAGGGCCACUUCGGGGCCGUCGUGCUGCCCUGCUGCAAACCAGAGCGGAUGGCGAUCGUGAACUAUAUCUUCGAAUACGCGUUCAUGUACGAUAAUGUCGUCGAGUCGGCGGCGAAGUCCACCAUCAAUGCUCAUGCGGAUGACAUCGCCUUGGAUGAGACCGAAUACCGCACCGUCCGAUCCGUCACCGGCACGAAGCAGGUGCAAUCGAAGAUGCUCCUUGAGCUAUUCUCCAUCGAUCCCAUCUGCGCGCAGGUCGUGCUGGACUCGUGGAAGACGAUGAUCGACACCACUGCCACCAAGGACAAGACGCGCGCGUUCCGCGAUUGGGAGGAAUACGUGGAUUACCGCAUCAUCGACACUGGCGCCCCGUUCGUCGACAUGCUGAUGCGCUUCGGGAUGGGCUUCGUCCUCACCUCCGAAGAGCAGGCGAGCAUCGAGCCCGUGGUGCGACCGUGUUAUGCGGCCCUGGGGCUCGCGAACGACUACUUCUCGUUUGAUGUGGAGUGGGAGGAGUUCCAACAGUCGGAAGAAACAACCAUGACCAACGCCGUCUGGCUGUGUAUGAAAUGGCACGAGGUUGACGUUCCCACGGCCAAGGAGAUGGUACGGGAAGUCACGAAUGAUUUUGAGAGGCAAUACCAGCAGCGCAUGGCUGAAUACGUCGCUGGCGAGGGAAAAAACAACCGCAAAGUCCAGAUCUAUCUGCGCGCGCUGGGAUAUCAGAUCCCCGGCAACGUUGCUUGGAGUCUGCGAUGCCCGCGGUAUCAUCCGCAUCUGGUGGAGGAGGCCAGUCGACUGCUCCAGGAGAGCAUGCAGACUGCUGCCGAUGAAGGGUAUUUGUCGCCGAUGCAUGGACAGGCAAAGCGCGCCAGUGUUUCGGAGGAAAGUGAGUCGAGCGAGUCGUCCGUUUGGUCGGUCGCCAACUCGCCUCGCUCGUCCAUUUCGUCUGCGGCGGAUGAUGAGCGGGACGUGGAGGAAGUGAAGCUAGGAUCCGAGCACCUGCUGGGCCCAGCCGAGUACAUCGCGUCUCUGCCUUCGAAAGGCGUGCGGGAGGCGUUCAUCGACGCCCUGAACGUCUGGCUCAUGCUGCCCGACCGGCAGGUGAAGCUGCUCAAGUCGAUCGCCAAGACACUCCACAAUGCCUCGUUGAUGCUGGACGACAUCGAGGACUCGUCGCCCUUGCGUCGCGGCCGGCCCGCGACGCACACGGUGUUCGGCGUCGGACAGACCAUCAACUCGGCCAACUUCCUCCUCCUGCAGGCCAUGGAUGAGGUACGCCAGCUGGACGAGACUCAGUGUCUGGACAUCUACUUCGAGGAGUUGCGCAAUCUGUUCACCGGCCAGAGCUACGACCUGUACUGGACGCGACAGGGCGAGUGUCCGACCGAGGGCGAAUACAUGGAGAUGAUCCGACAGAAAACAGGCGGACUCUUCCGACUCCUCGCGCGACUGAUGAUCGCCAAGGCACCUGCGCAGCGCAACCGCGAGAUCCCCCUUUCUCCUCUUAUCGACCUCCUGGGCGAAUACUUCCAAAUCCGCGACGACUACAAGAACCUCACCGAGGAGUAUACCGGACAGAAAGGCUUCUGCGAAGACCUGGACGAGGGCAAAUUCUCCUUCCCGCUGAUUCACGCGCUGCGGUCGCAGCCCAAGGAUAGUCCGCUUCGCGCGUGGCUGCAGCAGGGCCGAGCAGCAGGCGGGAUGGACGUGGCGCUGAAGCAGCGCGUGCUGGAUCAGCUGCAGCGGACUGGGAGCAUGGAGUAUACGUGCGAGACCUUACGGGCGAUGAUGGGCGAAAUCCAGCAGGGGAUGGGACGAGUCGAGAGGGAGACGGGGUGCGUUAACUGGGUGUUGAGGUUGUUAGUGCUGAGGUUGGAGGUCUAA